GGCAGUUUAUUCCCCCACUGUUGGGGCUUGGUACAGAGAGUGGCGAGAGGUCUUGCUGGAGUGACGCUUUGCAUGUGAGUGUCAGAGGGAAGGCUGCUGGCAUCGCUCAUACACGAGCUGCUUUGGAGGACAGCCACAGUCACCUACACAGAGUGUGGCAUCUAGGAUUUGGAGCAAGACGACCGACUCAGGGAGAAAAAGCAAGAAGUAGAAGAAAAAGAAGAAGUAGUCAGGACUGAGAGGCAGCAGGAGCCUGGUGCUGAGGCUGGUAUGAGAGAAGAAGGUUGUCAAGCUGUCUGGGUGUGAGUGAACACCCUCUCCUGGAGCUGCCGACAAGCUGUCCUGCAGAGGUUCUAUCUGUUUUUCACCAUCAGCAUUUCAAGAGGUCUAUGGUCCAGCGUUGGGCAGAGACCAUGUGGUGUUUAGAGCUGCUCUUACCACUGCUGUUGAUCAUUAAUGAUGCCAGUUGCCAGUGGAACGUCUGGGUCCCCCGCGAUAUCUCGGCUAUGACAAACUCCUGUGUGGUCAUCCCAUGCACCUUUAUGUAUCCGUCUGGCAUCAGGCCGUACCGCGGCAUCCAUGGCAUCUGGUAUUUUGGCCAGCCCUACCCUCAACUCUUCCCUCCCGUAGUCUUCAAAUCACGUACGGAUGUUGUGCACGAGAGCUACAAGGGCCGCACCAAGCUGCUGGGUGACCUGCACCAGAGGAACUGCACUCUGCUCAUCAACAACAUCGGCACAGAGCACUCAGGGAGAUACUACUUUCGCGCAGACCUCGGCGGAGCCAAUAUGUACACGUACCCAGAUUACGCUGAGCUCAAAGUUCUGGAUCAGCCCAACAUCGACAUCCCAGAGGAGAUUGUCAGUGACGAAAGCCUGGAGCUGACAUGCUACGCUCCUGAUAACUGCCCGGACAUGACUCCAGAGAUCCAGUGGAUGUACACAGACUACCUGCCUGACCCGGAGUUCAGCUCUGACUACCUGGAAGAGAGCAACACAGCAGUUCUCUCCAACACCCUCACCUUCACACCCAGACCUAUGCACAACGGGCAGCUGCUAGGCUGCAGGGUCUACUACCCCAACACCACACUGGUCUACGAAAGGCUCAUCUCUCUAGACAUAAAGUAUGCUCCCCGCUCGGUGUGGGUGAACGUCUCCUCAGAGGUGAUGGAGGGCAGCUCUGUGACGCUGCACUGCGAGGUGGACAGUAACCCUCCUUCCAGGAUCUCCUGGAUGUUUGGAGACGAGGAGCUGCUGUGGGACACGGCGUCCAACAUCUCCCUCUCCCUGGACGAUGUGACACCGGCAAAUGAAGGGAUUUACACCUGUGUAGGGAACAAUGGAUAUGGCGUCAUGAACACCUCACUGUACCUGGCAGUCAAGUACCCUCCCCGAGAGCCCACUGUAAACAAUUCUAUGACCGUCCUGGAGGGCACCUCGCUAGCCCUGCACUGCAGCACCCAGGGCAGCCCGGCUCCGACACUCACCUGGCUGAAGGAUGGGGAGCUGGUGGGCACCAUCACUGCCGAUGAGCUCUCGGUGCUGGAGAUCAUGGAAAUCACACCACAGGGAGAUGGACAGUACCGCUGCCUGGCCGAGAAUGAGCACGGACGAGCCAGCAGCUCCCUCAACAUCACUGUGGAGUAUGCCCCGGUCCUUCUGGAGGAGUCGAAGUGCACAGUGGUGAGGGAGGGUGUCCAGUGCGUCUGCAUGGCCACGGGAAACCCUGAACCCACCAUCGAGUUCUACCUGCCCGACUUGAACAUCACCAUCAACGAAACCGACGGCCGGUACAACUUCUACACACACACAGAUGGGCACACGUCCACAGGCAUGAUCAAGCUGCGGGAGAAAGGUGAACGGGUGGACAACGGUGGUCCUGCCGUCAAUGUCCACUGCAGUAUUUACAACAUGUACGGGAGAGAGAGCGUACUUCUGGAGCUACAGCAGGAGAAAAAAUACAUGAUGGCAGUUAUAGUUGGCACCAUUGGAGGAGUGGCGGUCAUAGCCUUCAUCAUUGCAGCAGUGAGAUACGUUGGCCACAACAACAAGAAAGAGAAUGGCAACCCUAGGCAGGAUGUGGUCCUGGAGAACCCAGCUUUGUACUACAGCGCAGUCAAGAAGGACAAACAAAAUCUGAGGAAGAAAGUGCUUAAGACAGAGCUGUUGGGCUCAAAGUUUAACUCCAUUCUAGAGGAGACUACGGGAGAAGACGGGGAUUAUCAACCUGUGGGCCCUAUGGCAGGACUGGAGAGGCAAGAGCUGAAUUACGCCGCUCUGGAGUUUAUUGGGGCCAGGCCCAGGGAGGGGGCCUCAGGGAGGGGAGAUGACGGCAGCAACUACACGGAAAUCAAAGCCAAAUGAAUCGCGAUCCUUCCCUGAUCCCUCGGCUAUGCGAGAUGCAGUGGCAGCCCCGUAUUUCACACAUCCUCUGCCCCAUAAACUGUGUUAUAACCUCCCGUCCUCUACUGGAUUUCACCCUACAUAUGAUGACUCCUUGUUUCUCAUUUCAUCCAGUUUGUUUCAUAUAAUGUACCACUCUAUGCCAGUACUCCUCCCCUUGUGCUGCCCCUCCUCCAUGGGACGCCCCGUCUUAUGCCACCAUUUGGAAAAACUGGUAUUUUUGGGGGUUUGAGCAAGACCCACUGGACAAUGUUAAACAAAUUAUUUUAAUUUCAAGCCUCUGUUUUAGUACACUGUCUCUACAGCAUAUAGUGUUAACCGGCAACCAUGUUUUUAUUGCUUUCUGUAUGUCAUUGCUGGUGUCACAUUCAUCUCACUAUUUGCUCUCCAUCUGUCUCGUAACUGUCACUGCUGUCUGCUGCCAGUCGAAGCAUCGGGGCAAGGAGUAACCGUGCUUUCUGUUCUCUUAUCUUUAAGUGUGUUUGUCGACUGAGAGCGAACCCUCUCCCCUCUUUUCUUUUGGUUAAUUACAUCCUUAGAAGAUAACCGACGAGGGCGAGAGAUGGCAACGCAUCUCGGCAUCUUGUUUCCACGUAAUUGUAUUUAAUGUGUGCUGUGACUCAGUAGCCUCUCAUAAUAAAUUGAAAAAAGCCA
Messenger RNA from Amphiprion ocellaris (clown anemonefish), 3056 nucleotides. RefSeq names its product myelin associated glycoprotein (gene mag). The record is from RefSeq and is a predicted model, not a curated record. Bases 390 to 2363 code for a protein of 657 amino acids. NCBI's taxonomy places the organism in Eukaryota, Metazoa, Chordata, Actinopteri, Pomacentridae. The transcript is spliced from 13 exons.